UUGGGUCCUUUCUCGGGCUUCUUAUUCGGGUGUAAAUUGUAGAAAGCAUUUCUCUAUAGCCAAACGUUCGAACUGCGAGCUUAACGUUGCAGAUGCGUUUUCUUCCACUUAGUUCUCCUCGGUCUCGGACACUGCAAACAGCCUCCUUUCCACAUAGGCCUGAGAACUGUAAGUGCUUCCUCGUGAGCUCCGAAGCCUCGUUUGGUCUCACCUUCUCUCUCCUUUUGAAGCUUCUGUUGGUCUUUCGUCCAAGUGCUCUCCGGAUAUCCAUUCAGUUUCUGAUUUGCAGCUUCCUUUUCUUCUCUUCUCUGUGAAUCUUUUUGCAUCUUGCAUCAACCGAGAAGAUGUCUAACAGAUGGAAAAGAUGUGUGGUGUUACUACUAUUCGUUCUCUCAAAUGCAUCAGUGGAUUCAGAGGUAGACAUCAUCCGAUGUCUCACUACUGCAGCUUGUGCAUAUGGAAAGGAGCAGAUCGAUAGGAAUCUCCAACCCAGGCUUGUCGCUGAGAAAAGACUGUCUUUUUCCGGGACCAGAAGGUCUCUGAGUUCAUCGAAUCUGGUGUUUUGUGUGGCAAACUCCAGCGCCAGCCCAAGUGCUUUGAGAAGUGGAUUGGAUUGGGCGUGUGGACCUGGUUCAGCAAACUGCAGCGCUAUACAGCCUGGUCAGCCUUGUUAUCGAGACGACAACUUGGUGGCCUUGGCUUCCUACGCCUACAAUGACUACUAUCAAAAAAUGAGAGCCAUCGGUGGAACCUGUGACUUCCGCAGUACAGCCAUGAUCACAGCCACUGACCCUAGCCAUGGUUCCUGCAUCUUCACUGGAAGCUCAGGAAACACAAGCGCAGGCCGCAACGAUUCAGCUACAGGGCAGCCACCCUUCGUCCCCGCUGGCACUGAUGGUGCCAUGCCAUUACAAGUUUUCAGAGCAACCUAUCUGCUUCUCAUAAUACUGCACUUCCUGCUCUGAUAAUAUGUAGUGAGACUUGGGACAUGAUUCGUGUCACUAGACAGGAUUAAACAGGGGAGAAAAGAGAAUGAUGUUAGGCGAAAAAGUGCACUGAUGCUCUUGUAGUUUGGACACCUUUGUGUUGACCUCGAAUGACCAUGGUUAACUCCAUUGAUGGUUGUCUUCUCUUUCAUUCACUUGUAUAC
Molecule: messenger RNA, 1150 nt
Organism: Musa acuminata subsp. malaccensis (wild Malaysian banana)
Lineage: Eukaryota; Viridiplantae; Streptophyta; Magnoliopsida; Zingiberales; Musaceae
Source: RefSeq, a predicted model, not a curated record